AAGACGUGUCGGAACCAACGCGUAGGGUACACCGUCACCUCCGUGUGACUCAUUCCUUUUUAUACCACCUAAAACCCAUCUCAGAUCCCAAUACAGAUCAAUUCGAUCGUCUUUCUCAAAAACAGAACAGCAAGAACAUUACGAGGAACCAUGUCAUCGAACCAAGAAAAUGUGAAGAAAGAGAAACUUCAUAUAACAAUGAAGACACACGAAGUGGAUCCAAACGAGAAGGAAGAGAAGGUUGAGGUGGAGAUGGAAGUUAAGGCCAAGUCAGUUGAGAAGGUUAAAAUAAAGGACGAAGUAGACAAGAGUGGAGAGAAAUCAAAAGAUGAGAAGGAAAAAGAAAAGACAAAGGUAAAAGAUGAAAAAAAGAAACAUGGGAAAGAUGAUGAAGGCCAUGGAGAUAUGGAAGUGGAAGAGGAAGAUAAGAAACAAAAGAAGAAAAAGAAAGAUAAGGAGAAGAAAGAUGAGGAUGUGUCACAAGGAAAUGAGGAGUUAGAAGAUGACAAAGAAGGUAAGAAGAAGGCGAAUAAAGAGAAGAAAACGAAAGAAGAUUCCAAGGGUAAGGAAGAAAAGAAGAAGAAAAAGGAAGAGAAGGAUGAGCCUGAGGAAAAAAUUGAAGGAAAGAAGAAAAAAGAGAAGAAAGACUCUGAUGUAAAAGAUGAAGAAACAGAGAAGGAACACAAGAAGAAAAAGAAAGGUAAGGAGAAGAAAGAUGAGGAUGUAUCACAACAAAAAGAGGAUUUAGAAGAAGAAGAAAGUAAUAAAAAGAAGAAGAAAGAUAAGGAUGAAUCAGGUGCAGACGGAAAAGACAAGAAGAAACUGAAAGAAGAAUCAAAGGAUAAGAAAGAAAAGAAGCUGAAAAAAGAGGAGAAGGAUGAGCAUGGAGAAGAAGAGGAAGGGGAGAAGAAAGAAGAUCAGAAGGAGGGAAAGAAGAAAGAUAAAGAGAAGAAACUGAAAGAAGAAUCAAAGAAGGUGAAGAAAGGAGAGAAGGAUGAGCAUGGAGAAGAAGAAGGGGAGAAGAAAGAAGAUCAUAAGGAGGGAAAGAAGAAGAGUAAAGAUAAGGCGAAGACGAAGGAGACUGAUGAGGAUGAAGGAGAAAAGAAGCAAAAAAAGAAGAAGGAGAAAGGUGAAAAAGAUAACAAAGAAGUUGAAGUGUUGUCUAGAGAUAUUACAUUUGAAGAACCAGGAGCUGAAGGAGAGGAAGGCAAGUCCAAGGACAAGAAAACUAAGAAUGGAAAAGACACCGAGGGAGAAAAUGGUAGUGAAGAAGAGAACCAAAACAAAGAUGAAGGCGGAGAGGGUGAAGAUGGGAAGAAAAACAAGAAGAAAGACAAAAAGAAGAACAAAAAAAAAGACCCAAAGGAAAAGAAAAAAACAAAGGAUGAAGAUGAGAAGAAAGAUCAUACAGAAGUUGAAGCCAAGGACGUCAACAUAGCAGGGUCAAAAGAUAAAGUUGGCGAUGAACAAAAGGAGAAAAAGAAAGAAAAAGAUGUUAAGAAGCCUAAUGAUACCAAGAAGAAGGGUAAUGACAUCGGUAAGCUGAAAAUGAAGCUAAAGAAGAUCGAUGAAAAAAAUAGGAGCUCUAAUGGAGAAAAAGGCAGAAAUUGUGAAUCAGAUUAAAGACGCAGAGGGAAUGGGAAAGGGAGAGCAAGACGGGUGAAAAAUGAAUACUUUGGAAGCCUCUGAAAAAUAUAAACUGGCUUAACAAUAUCCACAGAGAAGCUCUAUAAUGUUGAACUGGACUUAAAUCUUUUAUGUUUUUCUUUCUCAACAGUUGUUGUGAUAACUUGAAAUGGUUCGUGUACCUUUGGUUCUGUUCUUUCAUAUCAUCCAUGUUGUAACGGUUACGAUUGUGUUUAUAUACUUGCAAGUUCGAAUUAA
This is a messenger RNA of Raphanus sativus (radish), 1884 nucleotides long. RefSeq lists its product as uncharacterized. The coding region runs from base 151 to 1623 and encodes 490 amino acids. Lineage: Eukaryota; Viridiplantae; Streptophyta; Magnoliopsida; Brassicales; Brassicaceae. The record is from RefSeq and is a predicted model, not a curated record. The transcript has 2 exons.